AUGGGUGACUGGUAUGAAGGUGACUGUUGGAGGCGUUAUCGUCUACGAAUCGAGAUUCUCUCCAGUACGAAACGAGAGCAGAAUGCCAAACAUCUCAAGCGAAAAGUGAUAAUGCAAGAGCUAGAACGACGGUUUUUACGUUCAUUGGCUGGCUCGAUUAGCAAGAAGUAUCGUGAUGUACUUGAAUAUCAACAA
This is a messenger RNA of Cooperia oncophora, 195 nucleotides long. NCBI's taxonomy places the organism in Eukaryota, Metazoa, Nematoda, Chromadorea, Rhabditida, Trichostrongylidae. The record is from the annotation of a GenBank genome assembly.